AAUUGAUUAGUCGUAAAACGAACACGUUUGUAAUAUUUUGUUCUAGGACGCGUCCUACAAAUAUCGAUUUGACGUUAUAGUGUUCAUUUAAAAGUGUGCAUGCCAAUAUGGAUUAUUCAUAGCCUCGGUGAUCAUUAUUUGUUACACAGUAAUUUGGAUACUCUGUCCCUUGAAUAAUAACGGUCAUUAUUUAUUUUCACGUUAACACCAUAAUAUGGCUCAUAGCAUCUUUACGGCCCGGGUCGUGGCACGUAUAGCCAUGUCAUUUGGGCCAAGUCUUAGCUAUAUAAUAUUAGUUCGUCUUGCUAUAGUAUUUUUCCGACCCGACAUAGAAGAUAUCGAUAAUCGACUACUGGAUUGCCAGUUGAAAAAUAUAAUGGACCAAUAUGAUUUUAUUGUUGUGGGCGCAGGUUCAGCAGGAGCAGUGAUGGCUAAUCGACUUUCAGAAAAUCCUAAUUGGACGGUUCUAUUAAUUGAAGCAGGGAUUGAUGAGCCGGCUAUAUCAGAUAUACCUUUUUUAUAUCCAUCACUUCAACGUACUCCCAUUGAUUGGCAGUAUAAAACUGAACCGUCUAGUACAUCAUGUUUAGGUUUAAAAGAAAACCGAUCAAAUUGGCCACGCGGUAAAGUAAUUGGUGGAAGUAGUGUAUUAAAUGCCAUGUUUUAUGUCAGAGGCAAUAAGAGAGACUAUGAUGCUUGGCAUAAUGCCAAUAAUAAAGGUUGGAGCUAUGAUGAAGUUUUACCUUAUUUUAAAAAAUCUCAAGAUAUGAGAAUACCUCAAUUAAAGAACUCAGAAUAUCACGGAAUAGGUGGAUAUUUGAGUGUAGAGCAUUAUCGUUCAUACUCACCAAUCGUUAAUAACUUCAUCGAAGCCGCUAAAGAGAUGGGAUACGAUGAAGUUGACAUAAAUGGUGCUCGACAAACGGGUUUCACUAGAUCACAAGGAACUUUAAGAGAUGGGCUGAGAUGUAGCACUGGUAAAGCAUUUUUAAGACCGAUUAAAGAUCGACCAAACCUCCAUGUAAGUAUUCUGACACAUGCAUUAAAAGUAGUUGUUGAAGAUGGAAAAGCUAUUGGUGUGCUGAUUUCAAAGUUAGGCAGUGCUCCAACUCUAGUCAAAGCACAUAAAGAAGUAAUUCUAUCAGCUGGAGCAAUUAAUUCUCCUCAAUUAUUGAUGUUGUCGGGUAUAGGACCAGCUGAUAAACUCAGAAAAGUUGGUAUUAAACUGGUAAAACACUUGCCUGGUGUCGGAAAAAAUCUUCAAGAUCACAUUGCUACUGGUGGGGUCACUUAUUUAUUUGACUCACCUGAUUGUUCGGCCCCUCUAGGAAUGGGCAUUGUUUUGCCGAGAGUAUUAACUUUAAAUACGUUCGUUAAAUUUUUUCGAGAUUCUUCUGGGCCAUUAUACAGAAUUCCUCUUGGUGAAGCCAUGGGUUUUGUUAAUACAAAAUACAACGAAGAUCCGGAGUGGCCAGACAUCCAACUGUUUUUAGCAACUGCGGGUGACAAUACUGAUGGUGGAUUGUUAAACAAACCCGAUGUUGGCAUGACAGAUGAAUAUUAUGAACAAGUUUUUGAACCAAUUUUAUAUAAAGAUGCAUAUACUGCUGGACCAUUAUUACUGCGACCAUAUAGCCGGGGUUACAUUGAAUUGACCAGCAAAAAUCCUUACCACCCACCUAAAAUUGUGCCAAACUAUUUGAGUGAUCCUAGAGAUAUUCAAGUUAUGGUAGAAGGCUUGAAAAUAGGUUAUGAAAUGAGCAAAACAGCUGCCAUGCAACGACUUAACACUACAUUACAUGAUAUACCUACGCCGGGUUGUGAAGAGUUCAAAUUUCUUUCAGAUCAAUAUUGGGAAUGCCAAGCGAGACAUUAUACAAUGACUAUAUAUCAUCCUGUAGGCACUUGCAAAAUGGGACCAGAUGAAGAUGAAUAUGCUGUAGUCAAUAACAGGCUAAAAGUGAGAGGUAUCAAAAGCCUUAGAGUGGUAGAUGCUUCAAUAAUGCCAACUAUUGUUAAUGGUAAUACUAAUGCCCCAACUAUAAUGAUCGCCGAAAAAGCUGCAGAUAUGAUAAAAGAAGACUGGUCCGGAUACACAUUAACAUUUACAUCAAGAAAAUCUAAGAAAACUUAUAGAAAGUGGUGGUAACCUACUUUAUUCUGACAUUUUAUCAAUGUCUGUGUGUAAAUAAGGACAUUUAUUUUUUUCCCGCCUAGCAUUUAAAAAAAUGUUAUUUAUUUAUAACUCCUUAUAAUACUGUAGAUUAUUGGUUAAAAACCUAUAAAUUGACCAAUAACUAACAUUAGGCGUGUACCAUAUUAAGUUAUUUGGAUAGUAUUAUUAACCUAUUAGAAAAUUAAUUUAUAAAAAAUAAAAUGUUUUUUAUUGUAGUGUAGUUUGAAAUUGUUAAAUGACUAUUAAAAUAAGAAAAAUAAUUAAA
Messenger RNA from Daktulosphaira vitifoliae (grape phylloxera), 2441 nucleotides. RefSeq names its product glucose dehydrogenase [FAD, quinone]-like. The transcript has 4 exons. Gene Ontology annotation, molecular function: flavin adenine dinucleotide binding; oxidoreductase activity, acting on CH-OH group of donors. NCBI's taxonomy places the organism in Eukaryota, Metazoa, Arthropoda, Insecta, Hemiptera, Phylloxeridae. The coding region runs from base 215 to 2149 and encodes 644 amino acids. The record is from RefSeq and is a predicted model, not a curated record.